This is a messenger RNA of Dioscorea cayenensis subsp. rotundata (Guinea yam), 965 nucleotides long. RefSeq lists its product as uncharacterized. The transcript has 2 exons. The record is from RefSeq and is a predicted model, not a curated record. Gene Ontology annotation, molecular function: protein binding. NCBI's taxonomy places the organism in Eukaryota, Viridiplantae, Streptophyta, Magnoliopsida, Dioscoreales, Dioscoreaceae. Bases 34 to 672 code for a protein of 212 amino acids.
UUUGGGUUUUUGGUGAUCUGAAAGAAGAGAGAAAUGGAGGUGCUGGUCCAAGCAUUGCUUCUUCUCUUCGCGGCGGCGAUCUUCAUCGCUCUCCAAUCCCUUCCGAAGCGAGCCCUCGCCGGACUUCGCCGCCGCUCCCACGCCACCGCCCAGGCCCGCCGCCACUUCCUUCAGGGCGCCGCCCUGCUAUCCAGAGCGCGCGGUGCCUCCUCUCCUCACUCCGUAUCCCUUGCUCGCGCCGCUCUCGCCGAGGCUGACCGCGCUCUCUCGCUCGAUCCCCGUGACGCCGCGUCCCACAUCCUCCGUGCCCUCGCUCUCGACCUCCAAGGCCGCCGCCUCCCCGCUCUCCGCUCCCUUGACCACGCCCUCUCCCCCCCGGCCUCCCGAUCCCUCUCCUCUCGCGAGCGCGCUGACGCCCUAUUCAAGCGCGCUCAGAUCCACCUCGCCCUUAGUCGCCGCCGCCGUGGCGCUGAUCUCGCUGCUGCUGACCUUGCUGAGGUCCUUCGCCUCACACCUGAGAAUGCCAAAGCUUUCAGCUUGCUGGGCGAGUGCUACGAGAUUAAAGGGAUGAAGAAGGAGUCCAAAGAGGCGUUUGAGUCCGCGAUCGGGAUUGAUACGGAGCUAUCUUCCGCUCGCGAGGGCUUGGAGCGGUUGUCCACUUCAAAGGCGUGAUCUUGAUUGAUCGAUUGAGGUUCUAAAUGGGACUUUAAACAAGCUAGACCUACCUAAUUACAAGAUCAGAGCACAAAUACAAGCAGAAAAAAUGAAGUGAAUCUCUAUAAACUUUCACUUUUCUUCUCUGUAUUUUUCUAUCAAACUUCAUUCUCUGAUUAUCUUGUUAUGAAAAUGAAGCCUAUGAAAGUUGAUAAUGUACAUUAUCAUGCAAGUACUCCAAGUUCAGCUUUAAAUAUUAUUGUUUCUUUUUCUUGUAAGUUGUAAGGAAAAAAAGCAAACACAAUGUUUGA